CGAACGCGAGAAUACGGCCCAAUAGCCGUCGAGAGCCUUGCAGUUCGUGACCUCGUCCAGGUGUGCCAUCAGCCACUCUGCUCUCCAGUCACCUUGCCCAGACUGUUGUGUUUCGAACUCAACAAUCAGCCACUGCUGGGCUUCACUGGUCCGUCUACCAAAAAUACGACCUGGAAGUGGGGUUGCGACACACGUCAUCGGUCGUCGCCCAUCAUCUGCCAACCCACCGCCGUACCUUCAGCUUCCAAGCGUCUCGCGAGGGCUCCUGAGAAGUCACUCUUUCCAACCACUCCGCCGACUUUUUUUAUCUCAAGACGACCAGCACAAUGUCGACUAGAGGACCCGAGCGCUGGGACCGUGAUCGCUUCGACUAUGAGCAAGAUCGCCCUCGCUACGACGACGACGACAGGCACUACAUGAGGGGUGGAGGACGUCCAAGGGACGACUACUACGAUGACCGCUAUGAACGCCGAAACCCUAGGUCUUAUGACGACGACAUUGUUCGUGAGCGCCGGUAUUACGAGGAUGAGCCUCGACAUGCCCCCCGCCGCGAGUACGCCCCGGAGUAUGAGCGCAGAGCUCCUCCAGUCAUGGAGAGGGAGCGGGAGUAUCGACGAGAUCGCUCGCCGCAACGCCCUGCCUUCCUGCGCCGCCAGUCGUCUCUAGAUACGUAUGAUCGUCGACCCAUGCGCAAAUUCUACGACCAACGUGAGGAGUACCCCCCACCUGCACGUCGUGAAGACGUCGCCCCGCGAGAUCCACGGGACGAGUACCGUGCGCCACCUUACACCGAUAUACCCCUCCCAAAAACCAAGACAAAGGCUCUCCCACCUCCCAGGCGAUAUGACGACCAGUACUACGACGACAUCAAGGUUGCUGAGCCAGACUACUACGGCGAUGAGCACUACCGCCCUUACCCUGACCGCGUGCGUGAGCGGGAGUAUGUCCGCCGCGACAGGCGAGACACAUCCCCAGCCACGACUCGGUCUACACGCACUCGCACUCGCCGGGGCAGUUCUCCCACGUCGACUGUCACCUCGAGAUCAUCCAGCAGCAGCGGUGGCACCACGAUCAAGAGUGAAUACCCUAAGAAGGGCAAGACGAGAAUCCCUGCGCGCCUCGUGUCCAAGCGUGCUCUCAUCGACAUUGGCUAUCCCUUCACUGAAGAGGGCAACACGCUCAUCGUGCAAAAGGCCCUUGGUCAGGACAACAUUGAUGAGCUACUCAAGCUGAGCGAGGAGUACAAGAAGAGUGAAAUGGAAGUGGCGGCAGCCCGCUCCUCCGCUGGAAACCUCCUUGAAGAUCGCAGAGACGAUCCCGUCUUCGUACCUCCUGCCGCUUCAGCUGCGCCCGCUCCCGCACCGCCACCUCCAGCGCCUGCGACGGUCGUCCCUCCGACACCUGCGCCCGCGCCGGCCCCUGAGCCCGUGGUUGUUGCGGCACCUCCUCCGCCGGCACCGGCACCGGCACCAGCUCCGGGUCCAGUCCCAGCCCCGGCUCCCGUGGUGGUCGACGCUGGGCCUCCGCCAGGUCGCGACUACUCUCCCUCUCGCACAUCCACUACCUCGAGCUGGGACUCCUAUCACCAUCACCACCACCACGAGGCCUCGGGUCCCAUGCCUGUGGGGCCUCUUGCCCUCGCGGAGCGCUCCCGUUCUCGCUCGCGUUCUCGAGGAGGGCGGGAGAUCCGCGCCGAAAUCCGAGCUCUGGAACGUGAGCUCGCCCAUCGCCCCAAGCACAGCACGGGUCCCGUCGGGGGCCGCGAGCUCGUACGCGCCGAGCGCUUGCCCAACGGGGAACUCGUGCUGUACGAGGAGCAGGUCGAAAAGGUCAUCCACCACUCGAAGCCACCGCGCAUCGAAAAGGACAAGAAGGGACCGCCGCCAAAGAUUGUCCGGGCCAUGCUGGGUACCAUUACCUAGGACCAAGGACUUGUCCGCGUGUAAAGAAGACUGGUGUUUCGAGAAGGCUGGUUUUUGGGGGCGUUUCUCGAUGGGCAUGUAGGAAGAGGAGGACGGGCCUACUAUUUCUUUUCUUGGGCACAGUACAAGGGAUCGGGUUGGAGAUCUUGGAUAGUAACGACGUUAUGACCACAUGACCUUGAACUUGCGUUGCCUGCCCUUGUGUGAUGUCGGCAGUAUUCGAGCGCGUGCUGGCCCGUGACUGGUGCGCUGUCGACCUAUUAGUUGCCCGACUGAGAAGGUGACCUCGGCUCUGUCGCCUGCGUGGACUGCCGAUUCGAUGGAUCUA
Messenger RNA from Emericellopsis atlantica, 2250 nucleotides. RefSeq lists its product as uncharacterized. Bases 327 to 1922 code for a protein of 531 amino acids. The transcript has 3 exons. The record is from RefSeq and is a predicted model, not a curated record. Lineage: Eukaryota; Fungi; Ascomycota; Sordariomycetes; Hypocreales; Bionectriaceae.